Messenger RNA from Trichoderma aggressivum f. europaeum, 1644 nucleotides. RefSeq lists its product as uncharacterized. The coding region runs from base 1 to 1644 and encodes 547 amino acids. The record is from RefSeq and is a predicted model, not a curated record. The transcript is spliced from 3 exons. NCBI's taxonomy places the organism in Eukaryota, Fungi, Ascomycota, Sordariomycetes, Hypocreales, Hypocreaceae.
AUGGAUCCUUUGAGCGCCUUGGCAAUAGCAGCCGCUGUGUUCCAAUUCUUAGAACUUGGGGGGAAGCUCUGCGUUAAAGGCUGGGAGAAAUACAAACAAAUACAACAGAGCGUACCUGACCAUCAGAAGCUUGCGGCGGCAGAAGGAGAACUGAGAAAAAUCUUUGAUGAGUUAUCAGAUCAGAUUUCUUGGUUCCGACAAGUUUCCACAAGUAAAGCCGUCUCUCAAUCUCCGACACCAACACAUCUACAGUUGAUGGCGCUAUCGGAUAGGUGCACCGAGCUUGCAGGAGAUUUUGAGCAGAUUGAAAAUCAUAUGAAGCUACCUACCAGCCGGGAAAUGAAAUCAGAGAUUCAUAAAAAUGAGCAUGCUGGAGGCAGAUUACGACGACAGGUGCAAGAAAAAGAUUGCAAAGAGUGCCGAAAAGAGAUGGAACGAGAACAGCAUGAAUUCCGAAAAAGUAAAGAGAGCGUUGAGGCCAUGAUGCAGAAAAUGGACCCUCUUAAGCGUGAGAUAAUUGAUUUCAUAAUUUUAUCUCUUUGGGAUGACUCAAAGCGCACUAAGCAAUGGGAAUGGCACUUUAGUAGCCAGCUAGAUCAGCUUAUCGAAUUGCUUGGUAGCGUUGAGGUAACGACAACCAGCAACCGUCUGGAAUCAACGUUAUCAAAGCAGAAGACGGCCACUCAAGAUCAAUUCUAUGAAGUGGGACAUCGCAAAAACUAUAACCAGAAUUCUGACGCAGUCACCUCCACAGUUGCGGAUGAAGAAACGGCCAGGCUGAGAAAUGCUCUUCAGCCGUUCAUUCAACGUGGAAAGGGACCAGUAACGCUGAAGCGGCUCGCAGAGAGCAUGAAUGCAUGCCUUCAAAAUAAUGGCGAGGCAAGGAAUGUAAUCCGCGUGGAUCUUGUUCAGAUUCUCUGGAAGAAUGACUGGAAAUUGGAUACUUCCAUUGCUUCAGCCAAGAUCGACACUACAACGGUUGCGCAUGCUAUAGCUACCGGGGUUCAAUUUCACAAUUUUCAGACACGCGAAAACGCCAUCUCAAAUACUUUUAUGGAUACUUAUUCCUGGAUAUUCCAGAGCGAGCCUCCAAAGAAAGACGAUAAGUCAAUGUGGGAUAGUUUUCCCAAUUGGCUCGGAGAUGAUUCCAACAAAAGUUAUUGGAUCACAGGCAAGCCAGGUUCUGGCAAAUCCACUAUGAUGAAACUCAUAUUGCAGCACGUUGACUUGGGAGAUAUGUUAUCGCAGCAGCUUGGAUCAUUGCGCCUUCUUCUCGUCAAAUACUACGCGUGGCUCGGAGGUACUACACUGCAGAAGUCUCUUGAAGGCCUUAAGAGGACAGUCAUAUCCCAGACACUGGUGCAAUUUCCUGAUUUGGCGCCGGUAUUGGUACCAAGGCGUUGGGCCUUCUGUCAAAUACUGAGAAGCACUUCAGGGCUUCCCGAGUGGACUGCGUGGGAGGUGGAGGAAUCGUUUGAGGCAUUGUUAUCAUUGUGCGGAGAGACGAUCAAACUUGCUUUAUUUAUUGAUGGGCUUGACGAAUUCGACACACCGCCUUUCGAGGUCAUCAAAUGCAUUCAACAUAUGAUGGCACGAUGCCCCCAUGGGCUGAAAAGGGUCCAAUGCUUCAAAUGCAUCUACUAA